UGAUCGGCUCCUCACCUUUUUGCGUCAUGGUGUUCUCGGGACCGUGUGGACUCCUGGCUUGUACCUAUUUUUGGUUCGGAUCAGGCGAUGUCACCGUCGCGGCCCUGCCAACUUCACUUGCGCUGGCAAGGAGUGAAUGUCCAGAAUUUGCGGCCUCUGCCGCGCGCUCCGCUCGCUAUUGCGGCUUCGGACUCGGCUCCUAUCAAGAUGGGUCCAGUGAAUGCUAGAUCUGUAACGAACAAAACUUUUAUCAUAAAGGAUUUCCUCUGUAUUACUGAAACCUGGUUGUCUCCCGAUAAAUGGAAAUGGCCCUGACAGGGAAAGUUGCCCUCGUAACUGGAGCUGCACAAGGACUGGGAAGAGCCUUUUCAGAAAUUCUGCUAAAUAAUGGGGCAAAGGUGUGCCUUCUGGAUAUCAAUGUUUCAAAAGGGAAUGACGUUAAAUCUUUCUUUGACAAAACAUAUGGCAGUGAAUCAACUACAUUCAUUCCAUGUGAUGUGUCUUCAGAGACUAUGCUCAAGGAUGCCUUUAAUAAAGUAAAAGAGACUUACGGAAGGUUGGACAUCAUGUGCAAUAAUGCAGGGAUAAUAAAUGAGAGUGACUGGGAAAAAACUGUCGCCUUGAACUUGAAUGCAGUGAUCAGAGGUACAUAUUUGGCUUUAGACCACAUGAAGAAUCAAAAAGGAGGUGGCGUCAUUGUGAAUGUAGCAUCAGCAGCAGGUUUGGUUCCAUUUAUAUCUGUCCCAGUCUACACGGCGACUAAAUAUGGAGUUAUUGGAUUCUCUCAAGCAACAGCUAUGGCUUCAGAAGCUUGCAAGUUUGGUGUGCGAAUAAAUGUCUUGUGCCCAAUUUUUGUCCAGACGGAUAUACUUAAUGAUGUGAAAGAGCCUCGUCUUUUGGGGAUACUGCCUGAAUUAAUUCCAAUUACGGAAAAGCUGAUAGAACAUACUGGAAUAAUAAAAACUUCAGAUGUCGCUAAAGCCUUCCUGCAGUUGGUCACAGAUGAAAGCAAAAAUGGAGAAGUUUUGAAGAUUGAAAAGGAAGGUGCGGCAACAUAUGUGGAUUUUCCAUACAGGGAUAUGUUUAAAAAGCUAGGACUCUUAUAGUUUUGUCUAAGGAAUGAAAAGUAAGAAAUUUUGAUACCAAUGAAAUGUAUCUGCAGCAUAACUAUAAGAAGGCACCUAUGAAAUAGUAGUCCUACAAUAAAACUACUUUCCUAUCCAAUGCUUA
Messenger RNA from Polypterus senegalus (gray bichir), 1230 nucleotides. Its product is annotated as 15-hydroxyprostaglandin dehydrogenase [NAD(+)]-like. Gene Ontology annotation, cellular component: cytoplasm. The transcript has 8 exons. Lineage: Eukaryota; Metazoa; Chordata; Cladistia; Polypteriformes; Polypteridae. Gene Ontology annotation, molecular function: oxidoreductase activity, acting on the CH-OH group of donors, NAD or NADP as acceptor. The record is from RefSeq and is a predicted model, not a curated record. Bases 300 to 1106 code for a protein of 268 amino acids.